Molecule: messenger RNA, 2457 nt
Organism: Puntigrus tetrazona (Sumatra barb)
Lineage: Eukaryota; Metazoa; Chordata; Actinopteri; Cypriniformes; Cyprinidae
Gene: capn5a
Product: calpain 5a
Biological process (GO): proteolysis
Cellular component (GO): cytoplasm
Molecular function (GO): calcium-dependent cysteine-type endopeptidase activity
Source: RefSeq, a predicted model, not a curated record
CAGAGCACAGAGAACACGAAACACGAGGAAACAGACACAAACACACACACAGUCUCUGGAGGAAACCUGUGGACACGCGCGCGCAUCUCUCUGUGUGUGUGUGUGUGUGUGUGUGGAGAAUUGAAAUGAAAAGACACAUCACCUGCCCAUACUUCAUUUGAAUAUCAAGAAGAGUUGUGCAGAGCGCAGCAUGUUCUCGUCGGUGAAGCCGUUUGAAGAGCAGAGCUUCUCUUCUCUGAGGAAACAGUGCCAGCAGAACAGGACUCUGUUCGAGGACCCCGUCUUCCCCGCCGUCGACCGCUCGCUCUUCACUCACGGAAACCGCAUCGGGAAAGUCACCUGGAAGAGGCCGAGGGAGCUGUGUGAGGACCCACACUUGUUUGUGAACGGGAUCAGCGCUCACGACCUGCACCAGGGGCAGCUGGGAAACUGCUGGUUCGUGGCGGCCUGCUCCAGUCUGGCCUCCAGAGAAGCUCUGUGGCAGAAGGUUAUCCCUGAUUGGAAGGACCAGGAAUGGGACAAGCAGAAGCCGGAGGGUUACGCUGGGAUUUUUCACUUUCGGUUCUGGCGUUUCGGAGACUGGCUGGAUGUAGUUAUUGAUGACCGACUGCCGACCGCGAACGACAAGCUCAUCUACUGCCACUCUAACGACAGUAAUGAGUUCUGGAGUGCUCUGGUGGAGAAAGCCUAUGCCAAGUUAUGUGGAUGUUACGAGGCUCUGGACGGCGGGAACACGGCCGACGCUCUGGUGGACUUCACCGGAGGAGUCUCUGAGCCCAUGGAUCUGCUCGAGGGGAAGCUGACGCAGGACGAGGAGGCCAGGAAUCAGCUGUUCGAUCGAGUGCUGAAGGUCCACAACAGAGGAGGCCUGAUCAGCUGCUCCAUCAGAGCCACGAGUCAGGCAGACAUGGAAGCCCGGUUAGACUGCGGCCUGGUCAAAGGUCACGCGUAUGCGGUGACUGAUGUGCGUAAAGUGCGUCUGGGCACGGGUCUGCUGGCCUUCUUCAAAUCAGAGAAGCUGUCCAUGAUCCGCAUGAGGAACCCGUGGGGUCAGAGAGAGUGGAACGGAGCCUGGAGCGACAGUUCUGAGGAGUGGAAGAGAGUGAGUAAGGGUGAGCGAGAGAGGUUGGGUGUGACUGUGGAAGAUGACGGCGAGUUCUGGAUGGAUUUUGAGGAUUUCUGCAAGUACUUCACAGACCUGAUCCUGUGCCGCUUGAUUAACACGUCGUACCUGAGCAUCCACAAGACCUGGGAGGAGGAAGUGAUGCGGGGCUCCUGGUGUCGCCAUGACGACCCUUUAAGGAACCGAGCAGGAGGCUGCAUCAACCACAAAGCCACGUUCCUGCAGAACCCACAGUAUGUGUUUGGCGUGGCGUGUGAGCCAGAGGGCGAGGUUUUGAUCUGCAUACAGCAGCAGGACAAGAAGCGAGAUCUAAGGCGGCAAAGGAGAAACGUGGCCAUCGGCUUUGACAUCCAGAAAGUGGAGCUGAACCCGCACCGCAUGCACACCAUCCAGAAAACUGUGGGCAGCUCCAUCUACAUUAACUCCCGCAGCGUGUUCCUGCGCAAGGACCUGAAGGAGGGCCGCUACGUCAUCGUUCCGACCUUUGACCCCGGCCUGCAGGCAGACUUCCUGUUGCGCGUCUUCACAGAUGUACCUGCUGCCUGCAAGGAGCUGGUGACGGACGAGCCUCCUCACACCUGCUGGACCGGAUGCUGUGGUUACCCCAAGCUGGUCACUCAGGUGCACGUCCACAGGGCCGACGGACUCCAGGCUCAGGACUCUGAUGGAUCGUCCGAUCCGUACGUCAUCAUCAGCUGUGAAGGAGAGAAGGUCCGCUCUCCGGAGCACAAAAACACGCAGAGCCCGGACUUUGACGUGAAAGCUGUGUUCUACAGGAAGAAGCCGAAGGAGCCCAUCCGCAUUCAGAUCUACAACAAGAACCUCCUGAAAGACUCGUUCAUGGGUCAGGCGGUCCUGAGCGGCGAUCUGUCCGACCUGCAGCAGCUUCACACGCUCCGCCUGCGGGACAAAGCCAACCGGCAGAACAACGAACUUCCAGGUGUGGUGUCGGUCAGCCUCACUACCAGCGACGUCCUGACCAACAUCUGAGCGCUCUACGCUCUGCGGCUGCCUUUCAUCGUGGAGUACACGUCGUAUUACACUUAUGCUUACAUGAUCUUUAUUAGGGCCGGGACAAAGAAUUGAUGCAUCGCGAUUUGUGAAUCGAUUCAGAGAUUUAUUAAAAAUGCAUCGCGAUUCGUGAAUCGAUUCCUAGAUUAUUUAAAAAAUGCAUCGCGAUUCGUGAAUCGAUUCCUAGAUUAUUUAAAAAAUGCAUCGCGAUUCGUGAAUCGAUUCCGAGAUUAUUUAAAAAAUGCAUCGCGAUUCGUGAAUCGAUUCCGAGAUUAUUUAAAAAUGCAUCGCGAUUCGUGAAUCGAUUCCUAGAUUUAUUUAAA